CGAGACCCCGUAUUACGUGUACUCAAUAAAGUCUCGGGUGUGCAGAGUAUGCUCUGAAUGUCUGAUACGAGGCCGGGUCGGCGCUACCUUUGCUACAUUAUUCAUGACGUUGCUGAAAUGAGAUGUGCACCGCAAUGAAGGAUUCCAGCUGACAAGGAAGUUUUAGACCCGGUUUUGCCUGAUGUUGUGGUGUCUGUUUUUUCAAAGGUUAGAAAUAUAAUAAUAUAUCAGCGUGCUGGGUUUUUUGGUUUUUUUGUUUCUCCCACAAGAUGCCAAUCUUCAACGAAUUUUUACGCCGAAACAGACUUUGCUGGCUUACUAUGAAAGGUAUGCAGAUCAUUUCAACCUCCGUCAGUACAUCGUUUUCAACACCCGAAUCAUGAAGAUCAAGCGAGCUCCCUCUUAUGAACGUACUGGACAAUGGUUGGUUCACAUAGCUCUAGUCGACAGAGAGGGAAAUCCGGUUGAAGGACAGAACAUGCAAACGGAAUUAUUUGAUUGCGUCAUCGUCUGCAAUGGUUAUUUCAGAUCACCCCGAUAUCCAACAAACUUACCAGGACGCGAUACCUUUCCAGGGUUUCAGGAGCAUUCGAUGACCUACAGGAAUAAUGAGAAAUACCGAGGCAAAAAUGUACUUGUAGUAGGAAACAAAUUUUCAGCUAUUGACAUUGCCAAUGACGUGGCCAAUGUUGCUUCACAGACGUACUUGGCUGUUGGGAGCGGUACUUGGAUCAUUCCUCGCCUCGGUGUCGAGGGUACAAUCAUGGAUAGAGCAGUAUCUCGAAAGGGGCUGUACUCUGCACCAUCAAUACAACACGCCUUCAACGAAGGACUUAUGGCAGAGGCCAAUGCUAGACUGGACCAUGAAGCUACCGGAGUCCGCUCAGAUGUGUUGCCUUUCAAUGGACCAUGUAGUCUUCAAGAUAGCAUACAGGUAAAGAUACUCUCAGGCCAAGUUAUUGUCUAUGGCUAUGUGACUGAGCUUAACAAAAGAGAAGCUGUUUUCGACGAUGGCCAGCGUAUCUCUGAUCUGGAUGCAGUUGUGUACUGCACUGGCUAUGACUCAGAUUUCUCGUUCCUCGAUGAAAAUGUCAGACCAGCUACUCACUCGGAAGAUGGUGGUGUGGAGAUGUACAAGUUCACUUUCCCGAUGACCGCGCGACACAAUACUCUUGCCUUCGUCGGCCAUUACGGGAGUGACUCCGCCAUGUUACCUCCCAUGGAGCUUCAGUGUCGCUUAGCAACGAGAGUAAUGUCAGGAAAAUACAAUCUCCCCGCUGCUCCUUUGCUGAAAAAGGAUGUAGAAUACUGGAACAAGAUCAGUUGGUCGAGGAAGAAGAGUAAAAGAAACCCUGUUGUACCCCUCGUGCACUUCUCUGAGGAGAUGGCCCAAGUUUUGGGAGUCUACCCACACUUCUGGACCUUGUUCUUUAAAGACCCACGUCUUGCCUACCGCACCUGGGCUGGUCCUUGGUUUCCCGCCUCCUACCGUCUCCUGGGCCCAGACAGCACAUGGGAGGAGGCGCGCCGUACAUGCCAUCAGAUGUACGAGGAAGAUCUCAGUAUGGUUUGCCACAGGAAGGUCAAGCCGUUAGCCAGAGAAAAGGUCAGACGACUCAGCAAGUACAUAUGGCGAGGCUUUUACUUCCUUCUUGUGCCCUGUCUGCUGAUCUGGUGCAAGAAGAGGCAUCCUGAUUUCUGGUUUCGCCUUUUUAUCAAGACUGGAGUGUGAAACAAAACAAAACAUAACUGGAACAAGAGGACAUUUGGAAGCAUGUUCAGUGUUUAUUUUCUGCUGUCUUCGGACGGUUGCUGUUUUAUGCUAUGGAGAACGGUAAAGACAUUGAAUCGCCUAAAUUCGAGGGUCAUAGCUCAUACUGUUGCAAAGGUCGUAAUUCCCUUUCUCUCCUUGUAGUCCUCACCUGCAUACCAUUUCCUCUGUACGGCCGGUUUGCAGAAUGGCUGGCGAUUUCAGGUCUACUUUUCGUUAAUUCAUAAUAAUACCUUAUGAUGUUUACCGUAUCCAAGCUUUAGCAGUGAUACAUUUUGACACUUUUAAUAAAAGUACAUACAGGAAAGAUAAUACCAUGUCAUGUUUUAAGAUUUUAGGUAACUGUAGAGCACUCAGUACUCAAAGUGCAAUAUUUUGUUUACUUAUUAUUUUGCUGGCCAGCUAGAUCAGCAUAAUGAAGAUAUUUUGUAAUUUGUUCCAAAAUAAUAUUUUUUGAAAUGUUAAUCUUUUUCUACUGCGUGUGGCACAAUAAGCCGUAAUAUUCAUCUAUGUUUUCACUCCCUUGUGAUCAAAGAUUGUUUUUUUUUUGGCCAAUAUUGAACCCAACAGACGUUUGGAAAACACUUAAGUCCACUUUGUUGAGGACUUUCAGAUGGAACAUUCUUCCUCGUACAUGUUUUCAUCUUAGAUGCACAAUGAACAUGCUAUGUCCAAUAACACAAUAAUACUUAUAAUACUUGUAUUUUGUAUUUUCUUGAUGUCGAAACUUGACUGAUAUUACUACUAUGCUCAUCUGAUUAAAUGACAUCCUCUUCACGCAAUGGGUAUAUGUUGCUAAAUUAAGUUUGUUCACUUUGAAGUGGUGGAUGGACAUGUAACAUAACUGAAAUUGGGAGCUGGUUAUGAUAUCAGAAUAUAGAGGAUAAAAAGGAAGAUCUAAAUUUUUAAAAUGGAAAAGUUUACCAAAUAGUUUCCACCUUUAAAACUAUAGUGUUUUUGUACCAUGAAAACACUGCUUAAAAUAACUUUAAAGAAAAUUUUCACUAAGAUAAGAUAAGAUAAGAUAAUGCAUUAUUGUCCCAGGUGGACAUUCUUCUUGGCUGUAUUACUAUUAUCAUAAAACAAUUUUCAGAACUGGUACACUGUAAGGUUCAUUACAUUUCAUGAGCAGAUCCUUUUUCCUGAUCAAACAGAAGGAAAUUGAAUAAUAUUCAGAGAUAGCAUUAAUGUUUUGUGUCGACGCACACCAGAUUGCCAAGUUUUGGAAACAAGACACUUAUGAAGAAAAACACAUUUCUGUCAAUAUAACAAUCCCUCCCUGAACUCUCCAUCUGCUUUUAACAUACCCCAGAAUAUAUUGACGUUUCUUUUAGUUUCCUCAAAUUAAAGAAAGAUAGGAAAAUAAAUAAUAUUGUUUAAACGUACAUUUUCUACA
Aplysia californica (California sea hare) is the source of this 3167-nucleotide messenger RNA. RefSeq names its product flavin-containing monooxygenase 5. The record is from RefSeq and is a predicted model, not a curated record. Lineage: Eukaryota; Metazoa; Mollusca; Gastropoda; Aplysiida; Aplysiidae. Gene Ontology annotation, molecular function: N,N-dimethylaniline monooxygenase activity; NADP binding; flavin adenine dinucleotide binding.